AAGAUGCUGAACUGACGUUAGACUCGGGAGAAAAGAAAUCCAAAAACCGUCUAUCAUUUGACUCCAAGCCAGAAUGCACACCAAAGAAAAGGAAAACCAAUAUAAUAGUUCUGGAAAAUGAUCGGCAGAUGAAUUCAGUCAUGGAAAAUGAACCUAAUUAUGGGAAGCUAGUGUGGGCUCGUCUUGCCGGGGAAAGAUGGUGGCCAGGCAUGGUGAUCAAGGGUUCACAGGUCUAUCUACAGGGAGACAACACAAACAUGUCUUGGAUCUUUUGGUUUGGAGACCACAAAGUAUCGCAGAUUGCUCACGAGCAGAUUAUGCCAUUUGUUGAUGGAUAUAGUUCAAAAUUUAACAAGAAGGUGAAAAAGCCUGCUGUGGAAGCUCUUUGGGAAUAUUGGCGGAGAAACGAUUCCCCCUCAGAUCUGGAUUCUGAAGAAGCUCUGUUGAAGUUUGCAGCCGGAGGAUUCAAGUUUUCAAACAAAUCGAGGAUCUGGUCAUUUGAACCUGUUCCAGACAACCCAAUCCCAGAAUAUAUCCUCACAAGGUUGAAGCAGAUCGGUGAGGAGAUAAGAAAUAGGGCUGCAAGGAAGCCAUAUUCUGUUGAGACACAUGACACUGAUUCUGCUAUUGAAGCCAUCGGGUCUGAACAGAGGGCAAUUACAGCCUGGGACAUUGUCAGUGCCACGACCAUCAAAAACUGUUGGAUUCAUACAGAGGUUAUUCCUCUAGAGCCUCACGCAGAGUGCUUGAAGCACCAGCCAAUGAAACGACAGCAUUACGGGAUUUCGUUGUCUGUUUUUUUUUUUAUUUCAGAUGUAUGUAUCAGUUGUCUGGAGCUUAAUGAACCAGUUGUUUGUCAGCACCCUCUGUUCGAAGGAGGACUCUGUCAGCAGUGCAAGGAAUCACUUAUGGAAACCUGUUAUGCUUUUGCAGAAGACGGGCUGCAUGCUUACUGUACUAUCUGUGGUCACGGUGGUAAACUGUUCAUCUGCGACUCUCUCGCAUGUAGCAGAGUAUACUGUUUCGACUGUGUUGGUGAUUUUUGUGGACCAGAAAUUUCAGCAAAUAUCCAAGCACGCAAAUCGUGGAUGUGUUUCUUGUGCUCGCCAUUCGAGCCAUCUACUCACGGGAUGUUGCGGCCCAAGACCAACUGGGAAGAAGAAAUGGUGUCCUUCUUUGAUACAGGCUACAGAAUUGAGAAACCAAAUUUGAAUUAUUUCAAAGAAAAGAGACCAAUCAGAGUGCUGAGUUUGUUUGAUGGAAUUGGAACAUGUAAGCUUGCUCUUGAUCAGCUGGGAAUUGCGGUGGAUGUCUACUAUUCGUCAGAAGUUGACAAGGAUGCUCUGAUGGUAACCCGAGCUAACCAUGGUGAUUCCAUUGUUCAGAUUGGAGAUGUCCAGCUACUCAAUUACAAGAGCCAGUUACCUCAGAUUGGUCCUGUCGACCUGCUCAUUGGAGGAUCACCAUGCAACGACUUCUCAUUGGCUAAUCCUGACAGGAAAGGAUUUGGUGGUUCGGGUGUUUUGUUUUUCGACUUCUUCCGAGUGUUGAAAUACCUGCAGACUAACUACAGAGACCGACAUCUCUUCUGGCUGUAUGAGAAUGUGUCAUCAAUGAAAACAGAGUAUAUGGCGCACAUCUCAAGAUUUCUGGAUUGUCAGCCAGCCCUGUGGGAUUCUAAGUACUUCACAGCACAGCACAGAGCCAGGUAUUUCUGGGGGAACAUCCCUGGUCUGUACAGCACUCCAGAGAUUUCGACAAAGUUGCAUAAAUCUGUGUCUCUGGACAGUUCCCUGCAGGCAAACUGUAACCGCCAGGCUGUUAUACCCAAACUGCGAACAGUGACCACUCGUACAAACAGUCUCAAGUUCGGCAAGAAAGACGAAUACUUCCCAGUACAGAUGGACGGAAUGGAUGAUGGGAUUUGGAUACCAGAACUUGAAAGAGUAUUUGGGUUUCCUUCGCACUACACAGACGUAGGAAAUUUGCCAACAACUCGAAGACAGAAGCUGAUUGGCAAAGCCUGGUGCCUGCCAGUCAUAAAACACAUCUUGUCACCGCUCAAAGAAUAUUUUACUGUGAAGGAGAAUUCCUAAAUUAUUUUGUUUUGAACUGAACCCAAUCAAUGCAGUCUUCUUCAGCAGGGAAGAAAUGUUUUUAUAAUAACAAUUUUAGCAAUAAAAAGUGCAAAAUGUCACACAGACAGAGGAUUGGUCUUGAAGUUUCAAUUUUUCUAGUCAUAGUUUUUGUUACUGUUUUAAUAAAAAAAAUUGAUUGUGAUAUUUUUAUUUUUUAAUAUACUUUUGUAAUCAUA
This is a messenger RNA of Gigantopelta aegis, 2314 nucleotides long. Its product is annotated as DNA (cytosine-5)-methyltransferase 3B-like. Gene Ontology annotation, cellular component: nucleus. The record is from RefSeq and is a predicted model, not a curated record. Gene Ontology annotation, biological process: regulation of gene expression. Gene Ontology annotation, molecular function: methyltransferase activity. The transcript is spliced from 19 exons. Bases 129 to 2096 code for a protein of 655 amino acids. Lineage: Eukaryota; Metazoa; Mollusca; Gastropoda; Neomphalida; Peltospiridae.